CUGGCACUCUUCAUUGGGCCAUACAUAAACAAAUCAAUGGCCACGUUAUCCCCACGUGUCUCUCAAUACCUCCACCGCUACAUCUUUGAUUUAUCCUGCAACACAUUAGGGUUCAUCUUUGCCUCAAUAUCUCCAACGGGUGACUGAAUUCUCUCACGACAGCCGCUAACCCGGCGACUCUAGCGACGAUGGUGACUGAUGGUGGUCUAACCGAAGAUGACCUAGGGCUCCACUGUGAACCCUAUUGGUGGUGGUUUAUCUCCGUCGUUCGCCGGAAUUUACAGCGGUUUGUAUGGUGGCUAUGGUUGCGAUUCCGUGUCACGGAAAACAUUCAUCAUUUAUUAAAUGUGGUUGCUAUUGUGGCUGCUGCAAAAGACCAUUGAAGAUAAACUAGCUGCUUGUAAUUGCCUCAAGUCGGCUUCGAGAAGCCUAAACCCAAAUCCGGCGCUAGCUAAAACACUUCCUGGAAAUUGUGGGAUCAGUUUGGGUUUCUCCAUGUCAGCUAACAUUUAUUGCACCAAGUUCUCGGCAGGACCGUUAAAGGGCGUUUGGUUUGGUGGCGGCGAGGAUCGCUGGUGUAUAGAUCUUUGUGGUCGUUUUAGGGUUUCGCGGAUGAUUGUAUUCUGGAUAACCAUUAACCCUUCGGUUUACCUGUUACACAGUUGAUUUGUUAGGCUUUGGUUUCAUACCAUUUAUGGUUGUGAUGAGUUCUUAGAUUCUGCUGCUGAAAAUUAAUGAGCAUCUUGCCUUUGGGUGGCAGGGAUUGUGGAUGGUGGGUCUUAACCUGCAACCCCCUGCAGCCAUUGAUAUUUCAUUGUUUACAGAACUCUGAACCUGUGCUUGACUUCCAUUGCUAUUUACGGUUUGUAAGGCUUAUGAAAUCUGCUAGCAGUUUUAUAAAGUUCUACAGUUAGAGGCACCAAUCUCUAGACAUGUGAUGGAGAAUGAACUGAUGUCACCUCCAAUGCUGGUGAAGAUUUUGUUUAAGAACAUGAACAAGAAGGUUCGUGAGAAGAAGCAGCUAGCAAAUAUGCAGGUGUUGAGCUGGCGAAAAGCUCAGUUUGGACGCUACGGGGUGCGUAAUAAGUCGGAAAUGAAUCAUCAGGUGUGUGAAAAGACGAUUCCCAGACAAGCAAAAUACCAACGUACUGGAAACUACAAUACAUCUGGAAAGGGCAGAUGUGUUUAUGAGACUGCUAAGAAGUUGGCACACAUGGGCAUUGGUGCUACUGUUCCGAGACGGCAUCAAAUUUAUAUUCAUCCACCUUGUAGACCUUAUUGCAGCAAGGUGGCGGGUAUGAACAGAAUUGGUUUCUUCUAAGUAAUGCUCGAACAUUGGGUUGGUAUGAGUUAUGUAUUACAUCAGCUACUUUGACAUACUAUUGUAUCGGUCUUCUUUCUACUAUAAAAUGAAAGGUCUAUGGUUUCAGUC
Messenger RNA from Helianthus annuus (common sunflower), 1432 nucleotides. RefSeq lists its product as uncharacterized. Bases 938 to 1321 code for a protein of 127 amino acids. The transcript is spliced from 5 exons. The record is from RefSeq and is a predicted model, not a curated record. NCBI's taxonomy places the organism in Eukaryota, Viridiplantae, Streptophyta, Magnoliopsida, Asterales, Asteraceae.